GACAACAGGGUGAAGAGAGAGUGCAAAAACAUGGCUACAACAAUGUCUGAGCUGUUCUUAUUUUCCUGAUAAACACUCGAAAUAAAGAUGUGUAAAUAGUGAUGGUGUUUUAACGCAGUCAAAAAAAGAUAAUUAAAGUCAGUAUUAUUAUCACGUUCGGUUUUAGAUAAAUUGAUUUCAUAUACGCCAUGAGUUUUAUUAAUUAAAGUGUUGUUUGUGUGACCACCUGGCUCUAUGUGUACUGUCAAUCGGACCUUAUCAUUAAAAACAUGAUGGAUUUUAUUAUGUUCAUAUCAAAUACACAAAGGACUGUCUCUUUAAAUUGACCUCAUUGACCGAAACGGAUGCCUCCGUUGGUGGAGCAGUUGCAUCAUUAUCAGUAUCAGCCGAGGCACAUGGAACCGCCCCGAAAUGGAGACUCGGUUCAAGUGGAGCACCGGUCGCACCACCAACAUCAUCCGUCUCAUCUUCACCUACACCAUAGACCACCGCCACCAUACCUCAGGACUGCUUUGUAUGACUAUGAUGCCCAAGGAGAAGAUGAAUUAUCGUUACAGAAAGGGCAGAUCGUCGAGGUGUUGUCAGAAGAUGCUAAAAUAUCCGGAGAUGAAGGUUGGUGGACAGGAAAAAUUGGGGAUAAGGUGGGUAUAUUCCCAUCGAAUUUCGUGGCCCACCAAGACCCCGGUCAGGAUUUUUCCGAUCACUACAAUAACAUCAUAGCAGAUAUAGAUCCUGUGAAAAUCGAUUUUUCCGAAUUGGAACUCGAGGAAGUGAUCGGUGUCGGCGGUUUCGGUAAAGUGUAUCGCGGUAUAUGGAAAAAUCGUGAAGUGGCGGUAAAAGCGGCGCGACAAGACGCCGACGCCGACGCUAGCGUUACAUUAGAAAACGUUAUUAAAGAAGCGAAACUUUUUUGUUUGUUGCGUCACGAAAAUAUUGUUUCGUUGGAGGGUGUUUGUCUCCAAGAACCGAACUUGUGUUUAGUGUUGGAAUAUUGUCGGGGUGGGUCUUUGAAUCGGAUAUUGGCCGGUAGAAAGAUAAGGCCAGACGUGUUGGUCGAUUGGGCGAUACAGAUCGCUAGGGGGAUGGAUUACCUGCAUUGUACGGCGCCCAUAUCGCUCAUACAUCGGGACCUGAAGAGCUCUAACGUUCUACUUAGCGAAGCCAUAGAGAACGACGAUAUUCAGCUCAAAACCCUAAAAAUCACCGAUUUCGGUUUAGCCCGUGAAGUAUAUAAAACAACGAGAAUGUCACAAGCCGGAACGUACGCUUGGAUGGCACCGGAGGUCAUUAAAAAUUCCACGUUUUCGAAAGCGAGCGACGUCUGGAGUUACGGAGUACUGCUUUGGGAAUUACUUACGGGAGAAACUCCUUACAAAGGCAUCGAUACGUUAGCCGUAGCUUACGGAGUGGCUGUGAACAAGUUAACAUUACCCAUACCGAGCACAUGUCCUCAACCUUGGAGAGAAUUGAUGGAAAAAUGUUGGGAGUCCGAUCCUCAUCGAAGGCCAUCAUUCGAACAGAUACUAGACGAUUUAGAUAACAUUGUACACUCUUCAUUUACACAAACUCCUCACGAAAGUUUCCACAUCAUGCAAGACGACUGGCGGCAAGAAAUCGAAGAAGUUCUAUUGGAGCUUCGCAGAAAAGAAAAGGAGCUGCGAUGUAGAGAAGAAGACUUGAAUAGAGCACAGUUAAAACAGCGAAUGCACGAAGAGCAGCUCAGACAAAAGGAGCAAGAACUUCACGCCAGAGAAAUCGAUUUACUCGAACGAGAAUUAGAUUUUAUGAUUAAACAACAAACCCCCACGCCUAUUAAAAGAAAAGGAAAAUUCAAACGAUCCAGAUUACGUAUACUGAAAAAAGAACCUGGUUCGAAUAUUAGUUUCCCUUCGGAUUUCCGUCAUACGAUUACGGUUCAACAUACGGUAGAUCACAAAGGUAUCAGCGGUAUCAUAUCCCCCAAUAGCCCCCCGGGAUCACCAGCUAUACCUAGGUUAAGAGCUAUAGCACUACCGGCGGACGGAGUAAAAGGUAAAACCUGGGGACCGAGUACGUGCCAUCAACGCGAGAGAGGUCAAAUAAUGUUACCUAGCCCGAACCGGACGGCGCUGUGGUCGAAAAGCGCCCCGAAUUUGGAUAAAACCAGAACGGGAAUGGCGCCGAUUAUGCACACCCAAACGUCAAGACCCCAACACGACAUAGGCACACUUCAGGAGCGCCUGCCCAAAAUAAUAUAUUAUGCUCCAGUUGAGGAUUGGGGUCCUGAAUAUCCUAUACCUGGUACCAUUCGACCAACAGUACCCAUACCGACGUUGUAUAGUGCCGAUGGGCAACGUAUGAAACCAAAGUUCAGUAUAGUGGAAUUAGUUCUGUAUAAUAUAGCCGCAAUGUUAGCUGGAGUAGCUUCUGGAUACGAUGUUAGGUUAUCAAAUGUUUCGCCUUUACACCCAAGACUGCAACCCUCUAGGUUAGAAGUAGCUGAAUUACCCGCCUGGCGGCCGGUAGAACCUCAAGAUUACGAGUAUUCUACAACUUCCGGUUACAACCACAACACUUACCACGGUCCAACAAAACACUAUCGUCCGAUGUUGACCGGUUCCCAAUUAAUCAACGUACAACACGACGAAAUGAAACCGCUUCGUUUCACGGAUUCACCUCAACACCAUCCAGUACCAAACCCAUCGCCCAGAAGAAAAUCCAGCUCGACGAGUAACGACGGUUCGGAAUUAUUCCUACCGUUCGAAAGAAACGCUACGAUAUACAUUCCAGGCGAUUACCACCGUUGCCAAACCGACACCGGACAUUGCGUCGGAUGCAAUCGACCGGAAAAUAAUUAUAUUUAUAGUCAGUAUCAAGACGCGGUUUGUCCGGGAUACGGGUCUGAAUACAGCGGUUCGACGACUUUAUACGGCUACGGGACCGAUUACGCUUACGAUAACCCGAGUAGUUUGAGUAGUCACAGCGGACCUAGGACGCCACAAAGACUAUCGGUACAUAAACGCACACCGUCGAACGUAUCGAAUGCGAGUUCUACCACCACGAGCGGUUCGAAUAUAAACCCUAGUUUCAAAUUGGAAGACGAUUACAUACCGACGCACUAUUUACCUAGAAGACAAUACGAGUACGAGUAUAAUUCGUAUCCGAGACAAAAUUGUCUCGAAUCGAAUUUCGAAAGACCGACUACUCUAGAUACGACCGGUUACACUAAAUUGCGCUCCAGUUUGAAACGGAGCAAUUAUCAGAGUACGCAGGGUCAUUCGGGGGGUAAUACGCCGACGAACCCCACGCCUCCGGAUAGUUUGACGAGCGAUGAUAGUUCGUACGUGUCGGCGAAAGAGAGUAAUAGUAGUGUGAGUAGGGUUCGAUUUUCUCCGACGACUUUGAUAGACUUACCGGUGCCCGGGCAACAUCAAGAUCAAACGGUACCUUUGCAAGCUAGAAGAACGAGACAGAGGCCCUCUUUAGUUGAAAACGAGAAAGAUUUUAUAUCAUAACCCCUUUCGAUUAGGUUGAUUUUAUGGUAUAUGGAAGCAAUAUUUACCGUUGGUAAUAGCGAAUGAUGGGACGAAUCGUACGAAUUUUUUUUUAAUACUCGAUAGUAUGUCAAGUGGGAAGAGAAAAAAUCGAUUUUGAUAGUGUUUGGGAAAAUUUAAAAUUGAUUAAAAUGAUCGAAAAAUAUUGUAUGUGAUUUUAAUUAAUCGUUUUUGUAUACAUAACAUUAAAUUUUUCCAAAAAAACAGAGCAAAAAGUCAUUUAUUGUAUGGAAAAAAAACCGUUUCAUUAUUUUUUUUUUGUAUAUAAUUUCUAAUUAUUUGAAAAUUGACGCAAAAUCUAAUAAAAUUAGAAUCAUCAAAUUUUCAUAGGACAAUUUUUUUGCAAUGUAGUUCCAUUUUAAACGUAAACUAAAAAAAAUCAUUAGUUUUGAAUUAUUUUGUAUUGGUAACUAGAAAGUGGAUUAUAAUUGAAUCCAAUUUUGGAAAAAUUCGAUACAUUUUUAGGAAAAAAAGUUAAAAAACAAGAAAAUAGAGAUUUUUCAAUUUCCUUUUUCCUACUAAAUUAAAUAUUUUUUGUAAAAAAUCGGCGUUUUCUUGCAUUUUUCUUAAAAAAACUAUGAGGUGAAGUAUAAAAGGCAACUAAAAUCGUAUAUCCACAAAAAUCAUCAUAUUUGUCUCUUUUGCCAACAAAAAAAUAGAGGUAUUCAACUCUUCUUUCCCCAUAUUCCAUUUUUUUCAUUCAAAAUGGAAAAUAAUUACCCAUUUAGAGAACUAUUUUAUCAAAAUCGAUUUUUUUUCUUCAAAAUGAAGCAAUUAAAAUAUUAUUUGUGUCAUGAGUUCAUAGAUGUGCCAUAUUUUCUAGUGAAAAUCGUUCCAAUAGAAAUUACCAUGUUAAUUUAAACACAAUAAUUUUUAAAAAAUGAAAAUAAUCGUUAUGUAACAAGUGUGUAAAGUAGCCUUUUUUGACGAAGGUGACAAUAACGUGAGUCGAAACAAAGCCUUUACACACUAAUUGCAUACAAUAUUUUUCCUACUAUCAAAAAGUGUGUCUAAAAUACGUAAGGUAGUAGAAAAAAAGAAUUUUAUAACGCUACAGCAAUAUAAUGAAAUUCCGAUUUUGGAAUUGGAAUUUUUGUUAUAUUUAAAAAAUUUAAAUAAAUCGGAUAAAAACUUUCAGUAAAACGAUUUCAAUCAAAAAUACUACAAAUUGAAGAAAAUCUUUAAGUUCUGACAACAUCGCAAAAGCAAUAUUGUCUUAUCAGAGAAACAAAAUAGAUUGUUAAGACUAUAGAUAUUUAAUUGCAGUAUUGCCAAUAUUGAAGGUUUUUUAUUUGCAAUAUUCGAAUUCAAGUUUUUUUAUUUCUAAAUUCUGCAACGAUAUUGUGUAUUUUAUAUUUACCAAAACACAACACGCCAUGUUUGCUACGCCUCUGUAGACAGGCACAAAAUAUAUCUUGUGUUUGUUUCAUAUUCAUAGUAAUCAAAAAAUUUUGUUCAUAUUAUAAAAAUUAUUUAAUCGUUUUAUCCACAAUAACUGUUUAAAUGGAUAUGAUCACCCAGUUGCAGGAGAGUCGUUACCAAAGAUUAGGAUUACUAAACUCUAGACAGAAACAGAGAAACGUCAAUGUUUCGGCUAGUCACCUUACUGCAAUCUUAUCAGAAUUAAAUGAUUUAGAAUUUAAAUUUUCUACUUACUAAAGGGUCGAUUAUAUUUAUUCAAAUUAGAAGGAUUUUGAGUAUUGUAUAUUCAAUAAAUAUUUACCCGGAAACUUUCUAUAAAAAUAUAGUUUUAUAGGUAAAAUAUUUGAUAAUAUAAAGAAUUUCGUCACUCAUUUACAGGAAACUUUGGCAACACUGGAUUACUAAAGACAGAAAUGUCGUUAUUCUGGCUUCAAUUACAUAGUACAACUUUUUCUUUAGACAUUCUGUUGAAGUAAAAGUCAGGCAACACUGGAUUACCAGAAUUUUUAUACAAGGAAAAUGGGGUUACCUAACCUAAAAAUUUUUAGUUUCUACGUCGGAUAUUUUCUAUUGGAACAAACUAAAUACAUAUAUACAGUGUGUUUGAAAAUUAAAAACUGCUUCAAACGUUUUUAUCAUCCAAUAUUUUGUAUGAUUCGUGACUUUAUUCACUCGUGAUUAAAACUAGUCUAAUUUUUUUUCUGCUAUUUAUUAUAUUGUGAAUUGUACUCAUCGUCGGCGUUAAUUUUCAAGUGGCAUAAAUUAUGUAUUAAAAAAAAAAUAAAACAUGAUAUUGUGUGAUUUUAUCUUUUAUUAAAUUAAUUUAUUUAUAUUUGAGAUUUCAAAACGUUGUGAUGUCGCUUUUUAAAUGGAAAUUUCCAAAUAAUGAAUUAAAAUGAAAUAUUUCGAUAGAAUCGAUAAUAUAAUCGAUUAUUUACGAUCGAUUUUAAUGAAUUCAUUAUCGAAACUUCUAUUUCUUUUUAUAUAAAAAUUGUAUUUUAACAUUUAACAAUUUGUUUCAAUUAUCACUCAUUUUAUUAUCUAUUAUUAUUGUGCUCAAUUGUUUAUAUACAGGGUGCGUCCGUAAAUAAACAGUAAUAUUGAAAAAAACUCCCGAUUAAUGGACAGCGCUGUAUUAUAAACUAUAUGUUUAUCCAAUUUGUGCCUGUGCCUGUGUGUACAGCUUAUGUACAAGUGAUAUUAUAAUCUUGGAUAGUCAUUUACGUGCAAUUUCUCGAAAUGCGUAACUUUUUUCAAGAUAAUUUAAUUUUAAUUAUUAAAAAAAAUAUAAAACUACACUAAAUUUUUGAUACCAAAUUUACAUUAAAAAAAUAUAACUAUAUUUUGAUUCAUCCUGUAAUAUAUUUUUAUAAAUUUUGUAGUAAUUGUUGAAAAAAAUCAUCAUAAUCCACCUAAUUUGGUAUAAAAGUAUAAUUUUCAGUACAAUUUCAUUUUUUCAAAUUUUUAUAAUCUAAUUUUUGAUUUAGUGUAGAUUUUGUAUUUUUUGGAAUCAUAAAAUCGAGACUAGAACAUUCCAUUUUUUUUGAGACUUGAUUGUGUGUCCAUUUUUUUAUAUACAUUUAAUUAAGCAGUUCUUUAAUGUACUUAAUUUUUUUCUAUUUUAUAAUAAGUCGUUUAAGUUGAAAAAUGAAACACUUUCCAAUUUUAAGAAAAAAGAAGAGAAAAAAUCGACUCUAUGGAAUAUAAAAAUGGUGAAUUAUCAUCGUUAAAUGAUGCAAUAAGAGAUAUUUGGUUAACAGAUUUUUUUAAAGAAAAAAUUAACAGUACCUAAGUGUGUAUAGAGUCUAGUCACUAUUUUUCUGCAUUUAUACACUGGUACUAUAUUGAAUUUUUAUGUAUAUAGCUUCUUUUCUACUCAUUUGACAAUGUAAUCACUAUUUUAACUACCGGUGUUUAAAGGUGAAUACACACACGACCGCGCCGCGUCACUACUGUACGGCGAAAAGCCGUACAAUAAAAACUAAGAUAUUGAUGCCGAUAUAGAAGUUUCUACACUAAAUUUGGAAAAAAUAUAUUUGCAUAAUGGGAUUCAAUUAUUUUCUUCAAUAAAACUAACUAAUAACUUGAUAAUACUUUUUAAUUCAUAAAAUAUAUUAGAAAUAUGUUGUCACUAAGAGCGAAAUAAUUUUAAGAAUUUGAUUAUCGUCCAUUUUAAAUUAGUAAAUUUGAUAAAUUAUUUCUAAAGUUGGGGUUUUAUAGUUCAAAUUUAGGGUAUUGAAAUAAAUUAAAAAAAAAUUGCUAGCAAUACCACGUUACUGGCUAAUUUUUUACUGACGUAAAAUAUCAACUUCUCUUAGAUUUUUUUAAAAUUUUUUUCCAAAUAAUUUAUAAAAUCCAUUAUAAUAUUGAAUUUUGAAUGAAUUCUGAACUUAAAUCGUGAUAUAUAGGUCGAACGGAUCGAGUACGGCGCCGUGCGGUCCCGUGUGUAUAGGCCUUUAGAUAUAAUUAAAAUUUAAACGACCCAAUUUAAUUUUUAUGUAUAUAGUUUUUCUCUAGCUGAUUCUAAGAUUCAAUCACUACUUUAACUACCGGUGUCUUAAGGUCGAUACACACGUGACGGCAUCGCGUGGAACCGCACAGUGGAAACAACCAUAGUAAUGCCAAUAUGGAUGUCUCAAUAACAAAUUUUGGAAAAACAUAUUUAAAUAAUUGGAUUUUUUAGUUUGAUUUAAAAAAAUUGACUUUAAUAAUUUAUAACGAAUUUUUCAAUUCUUAAAAAAUUUGAGGCAUUUUGAACGCCGUUUCUUUUUAAUCGACCCAUUUUAUUUUUGUUUCGAAAAAUCUGAAGUAAUAACCACUGUUGCCCCACAGAGCAUAAUAACUGAGUAUUAAGAAAAACUGGUAUCAACACAACAAUACAAGUUGGGGUUUUAUAGUUCAAAUUUAGAGUAUUAAAAUAGAUUUAAAAAAAAAGUUGCCAGCAAUACAGCGUUUGAUUUCUGAAAGACAUAAAAUAUCAACUUUUCUUAAACUCUCAUAAAAUUUUAUUCCAAAUAAUUUAUAAUAACCAUUAUAAUAUUGAGUUAUGAAUGAAUUCUGAACUUACAUCGUGAAAUAUUGGUCGAUAGGAUAUCAAGUGCAGUGCCGUGCGGUCGCGUGUGUGUGCGCCUUUACUUAAAAUCAAUUUAAACGACUUGGGGGGGGGGGGUAUAAAUAUUGAAUUUUAAUAUUUUAAUAAUCCGAAUAUAAUUAUUCGGGAUUCGUGGCCAUGGUAUGUAUCUACUUAUUAUAUAUAGAUAAUCACCAAUGUUCAGUAUUUAGUAUGUACAUUGUAAAUAAAUUAUACAUAAUGUAUUAGAAAUUGACUACCUGUGGCUUCCACGUUAUUAUAAAUAUAUAAAUAUCAAUGUAGAUUUAUUUAUUUAAAUGAAUUGUAUAAUACAUUCCAAAGUAUCUUUAUAACAAAAACAUUAUUAAUACUCAUGUGUGAAAUGUAACAAUCAAAUUAAAAUCAUAAAAAUCGAA
Molecule: messenger RNA, 8441 nt
Organism: Diorhabda sublineata
Lineage: Eukaryota; Metazoa; Arthropoda; Insecta; Coleoptera; Chrysomelidae
Gene: slpr
Product: mitogen-activated protein kinase kinase kinase 11
Exons: 12
Coding region: 345-3494 (1049 amino acids)
Biological process (GO): protein phosphorylation
Molecular function (GO): ATP binding; protein binding; JUN kinase kinase kinase activity
Source: RefSeq, a predicted model, not a curated record